Molecule: messenger RNA, 3650 nt
Organism: Salvelinus fontinalis (brook trout)
Lineage: Eukaryota; Metazoa; Chordata; Actinopteri; Salmoniformes; Salmonidae
Product: cyclin-dependent kinase 5
Exons: 12
Coding region: 1148-2092 (314 amino acids)
Biological process (GO): protein phosphorylation; synaptic vesicle transport; axonogenesis
Cellular component (GO): nucleus; cytoplasm
Molecular function (GO): cyclin-dependent protein serine/threonine kinase activity; ATP binding
Source: RefSeq, a predicted model, not a curated record
UUCCGAAUGCACUGUACUUAUAUAUGAGUACUUAUAUUAUAUGAGGCAAUGUAUUUUUGGAGCCGUUCAUGGACAGUUUUGAAUAAGAUAAGUCAUACAAAUAAGCAUUGGAUAUUAAAUGCUCCAGCAAUCAAAUAUAAUUUUUUGACAUUUUAGUAUUGUGCACAUGCUAGGCAGAGAUGGUAGGGGGACUCACAACUCAUAAACACAUCAUUUUUUGUCUAUGUAGAGUAAGUUGAUGGCAAGGAUCUUUAAACCAUCUGAAUAUAGAUAUUCAUUAGAUAUUUUUUGAAGGUUGGGUGAAAUUAAUUGUUAUAACAUGAACAUUUUCAAACAUCCAGCACUUGGGAAACAUAGAUCAGAGAUGGCCAACCCUUCUGGAAAGCAAGCAGGAUUUUCUUCCAUCCCUAUUGUAAAGAUAGAGUUCACCCAACUGACAAAAUAUAAAAUCUUGGUGUCCUUACCUUGAAAGCAGUCUAUGGACAAGGAAACUGUAAUCUAUGAUGUGGUUACCCACUGCCAUCAAUAUAAAAAUGUCCUGUGCAGAGACUUGGCGUAGUGGUAACACUCCCCGGCACGUGUCACAUACAACUUUCCAACUGAGAACAGGGAUCAAUCCAUACUUCCAAACGUCUCCAUGUUUCUAGCAUUUUGCUUGUCUCCCGAUCUCAUUUCAUUACUGUAUGAAUAAAGUGUCAAACCACCUAAAAAAUAUGUUAAAAAAAUAUUAGCAUACUUUACAUUUCACCCAAAAACCUAAAAGUAACAAAGUCGUUGAAUAUUGGGUGUUCAUUUAAUGUUCAAAGCAUCCUGAAUACACCCUGGUCAUAGGCCUUAGCCAUGGAAAAAUACGUAGAAUUGCAGGAAAUUAGCUUUAAAACAGUAAAAUCUUCCUGGGGGAGGACCCCCAGUCCACCAUCUAGGGAUUGUGUCAGGGGGCAAUGAAAUUCACAUGGCAAAACUGACUCCAAGCUUUCUUCAAAAGUUGUCAGCCCUGACUUUGAAAUAGCACAAAACUAGACCUACAAUGUGAACUGAAAAUACUUGCCGUAAUGUACUUUUGUGAAUAGUUUGAUGUUGUAAAGUGUAUAAUGUUGCUUUAGUUUAAUGGUCCAAUGUCAAAUUCCAUUUUAUACAAGCCAAAUGUAUGGGUGGACAAACGCGAUCAUAUUUUAUUGUGCCCCGAGGCUGCAGAAAUUGCAAGUGCUCAUGUGCUCUUAAUAGGAAGAGAAUACUAACCGUACAAUACAGUACAUAUGGAACUGUUUUCAAAGCAAAAAACAGAGAAACGCAUGAAAUCGUGGCUUUGAAAAGAGUGAGAUUGGAUGACGACGAUGAGGGGGUCCCAAGUUCUGCCCUGCGAGAAAUUUGCCUCCUGAAAGAACUGAAGCAUAAAAACAUUGUGAGGUUGCAUGAUGUUCUGCACAGUGACAAGAAGUUAACAUUGGUGUUUGAAUUUUGUGAUCAGGAUCUAAAGAAGUACUUUGACAGCUGCAAUGGAGACCUAGAUCCAGAAACGGUCAAGUCAUUCAUGUACCAGCUGUUGAAGGGGCUUGCUUUCUGCCACAGUCGGAAUGUUCUCCAUAGAGACCUGAAGCCACAGAACCUUCUCAUCAACAGGAAUGGGGAAUUGAAGCUGGCUGACUUUGGCUUGGCUCGAGCCUUUGGAAUCCCAGUGAGAUGUUACUCAGCAGAGGUUGUGACGUUGUGGUAUAGGCCCCCAGAUGUGCUCUUUGGUGCUAAGCUUUAUUCUACCUCCAUUGACAUGUGGUCUGCUGGAUGUAUAUUUGCAGAGUUGGCAAACGCUGGAAGGCCCCUUUUCCCGGGUAAUGACGUCGACGACCAGCUGAAGAGGAUCUUCAGAUUGUUGGGUACACCAACUGAAGAGCAGUGGCAGACAAUGACAAAGCUCCCAGACUACAAGCCGUACCCCAUGUAUCCAGCCACGACCUCACUGGUGAAUGUUGUCCCCAAACUCAGUAGCACAGGACGGGAUCUGCUGCAGAAUCUGUUGAAGUGUAAUCCUGUCCAGAGGAUCUCUGCAGAGGAGGCAUUGCAGCACCCCUACUUUGCUGAUUUCUGCCCACCGUAGAUGAGAUGCCAAAACACACGUCACUUAACUGAACCUCAGACAUCGGAAUCAAUCCUCUUUCUCUCCAUCUUCUCUACAGGACCUGUCUAUCCUGACUCCCUGCAAGACUCAUCUUCCAGCAGCACCCGUUUUAACUAAGAGACUUCCUUCCCUUCAGUAUAUCCUGUUGUGCCUCCUAAUGGAAUUAAGUCCUUGUGUGCUCUGCAAGAUUUUAGGUUCUACUAGCAAGCCUGUUUGUCUUCUCUUUGUCUGUUAAGCACAUUAAGCGCACUGACAUAGGAACAUAACAUGUAGCGAUGAACAAUUCUGGACCCGGAGAAACAGUGAAUCCUUCUGAGCCAAUAGCUGCACAGCAGAGUAAGCGGUUUGAACAAUUGCAUUAGUGUGCUGCAUAAUGUACUGGCAAAAAUGUAGUUAUUUGGAUACAUUCUUCAAAUAGUGUUUGUGCCACUGCUGUUAACUUGUCAAUAUUGCAUUAAUAGUUUAUGAUAAGAUUGGAGACAGUCUUCCUUGUCCUUCAUCAUAGUCUAAACCAUUUCCCACUUACUUUAAUAGGAGGUUGUAAAACAGAGGGGAGGUUUAUUUAUAUUUAUCAGUUAAUUCUCAGGCUCUCUAUUUAGCUCUUUGUAUUUGAUUUUUUGUGUGCACUUUGGGUAAAUGGCAUUUUCUUUUUUAAAAGUUUAGAUCUAGUCCCGGUCAAGUAAAGUUGAACACAAAGAUGGGGUCAACAUAUGUAUUAUGAACAGUGGACCAUACGUACUUGAGUAAUUGCUUUUAUUUUUUAGUUUCAUUUUGUAACUUUCUACCAUCUUUGCGCUUUGACCUGAUGUCUUAUAGUUUAAUGAAAGUGAAGUGAGAGCGGAGGAAAUCCGUUGAUACCUAAUAUUACUACAUUACCAUUGUUUUGCACCACUGCCUUUAGCUGUGUUCACGCAGAUGGGUAACUUCAUUUUGGCAAAGAACUAGUACGUUUUGCAGUGUUAUUUUACUCCAGAUAGUCACUACUUAUCCCACGAAAGCCAACAUGUUUAACUCCUAUUUGAGGUUGCUGUCAACUACCAAAACUUUGGUUUUGAUCAAUAGGGAAAAUAUUUCAUUUUGAUGUAAGAGAAAAAAAUAAUAGAAUGCAUGUAUUUAUUGAUAAUUGAAUGUCUGCUUAUGUAUGCAUUUAGUCUCUUUUUUUUUAUAUACAACACAUUACCUUUCAUGAGUUGCAAUGUUCUCCUUAUUAAAAUAAUGAAAUGUGUGACACUUAGUUCUUUAAUGCUUUUGCGGCGUGUGUGUGUUUGCAUCCGAGUUGAGUUGGAACAUCACAAGAUUCCAUUAUCACAUGUAAAGACAAGCAAUUCCCCGUGCUUAUUUUAGAAAAGAGUACUGUAGAAUAUUAGUUUAAAUAUGACAUGAUUUUAAUCUUUAUUUAGAAUGACGAGUGAACUUUGCACUUUCCUAUUAUCAUAGUUUUAUUGUAGGACUUGGGUUAAGUAUUUAGACAAUUGCUGUCAGUCAGUUGUCUUGAAAUUUCAAAACACGACAGUUCAAUAAAGUGGACUCAAAGGUU